AUGGUACAAAUUCUGGCCUCCAGGCUGGUAUUAACAAUGGCACAAUCAAUGCACAGUUCUAUCCGCCCCCAGCGACCGGAAACCCCACCAGCUCCUCUCUCGACCGUCCCGUUCCCCCGCGACCCAGACUUUGUCAGUCGGGAUUCACUGCUCGAUCAGAUAGCUGAAAAGAUCUCAGCUGCAGGGUCUAGGAUAGCUCUUGUGGGCAUCGGUGGUGUCGGGAAAUCGCAACUGAGUAUCGAAUACUCCUAUCGAGUCCGAUCCCAAUCGCCGGCAACAUGGGUUUUCUGGAUCCAUGCAAGUAACCCGGCCCGAUUCGAGCAAAGUUUCCGGGAUAUCGCCAACCAGGCCAAAAUAUCCGGGCGCAACGAUCCCACAGUCAACAUCUACCAACUAGUCGAAGGUUGGCUUCGGGAUGGCAAGAGAGAAAAGUGGUUAUUGAUUCUUGAUAAUGCUGAUGAUGAUGGGUUCCUUCGUCAGUCCUCUGCAACAGGUCAGCAGAGUCUGAAGGUCGGCCAAACCAAUGCCUCCACCAAGCCACUAUUGGAGUAUCUCCCUCGAAACCCGAACGGAUCAAUAAUGAUUACAAGUCGGAACAAAGAAGUGGCGUUGAGAAUUGUCGAUCACCGGGACAUUAUUAAAGUCGAACCAAUGGAAAAGCUCGAGGCGAUAGAGCUUCUCCAACGAAAGGCCGAGCUACCAGCAGAAACGCCCGACAUUCAAGAGCUAGUGGAAGAACUAGACUUCAUGCCACUCGCAAUCAUACAGGCGGCCAGCUAUAUCGUACACCGAGAGCCUUGCUGUACGGUAUCGCAAUACCUAGAAAAACUGCGGAAGAGUGAGGGCUCAGCGAGAAAGCUUCUUGAUUAUGACGCAGGUGAUCUCUUUCGUGAUUGGGAAGCAAAGAAUUCGAUUCUAGUCACAUGGCAAAUAUCCUUCGACCAUAUUCGACGUAUCCGACCGUCGGCCACUGAUUUGCUUUCUCUCAUGAGCUUUUUCGAUCGACAAGGAAUCUCAGAGGAUCUUCUCCGAUUUCAUGACAAAGCACAAAACGACGAUUCCAACUUGCAGCAAAUUGCGAUCGAGUACAAUGUCGAAGAUACAGAUAGCACAUCUGAAUCCAACAUGGAUCAAAACUUCGAGGAUGAUAUAGCGACCCUGAGGGCCUUUUCAUUCAUCUCCAUCAACAGAGACAGCACUGUGUUCACGAUGCAUCGGCUAGUGCAGCUGACUGUGCGUGCGUGGUUGAAAUCAAAACCUGAUGGACAGCUCGAGCGAUGGAAGGAGAAAUAUAUCACAAUCCUGUGGCAAAGGUUUCCGACAGGUAAAUAUGAAAAUUGGCCGCAGUGCCAGCCGCUCUUUCCACAUGUGAAAUUGGCUAUGUCCCAACGACCGGAAUCUUACGAGUUUCUAAGCAAAUGGGCUACGCUGCUUUAUAAUGGGGCUUGGUAUGCACAGACAAUCGGGCAUAUUAAGGAAUUACGAGAUAUGGCAUCUGAAUCACGGAACCAAAGAUCAUCAAUGUUUGGAUUGGAUAGUGAACAGACUCUCGAAAGCUCUGUUAUGGUAGCAGAAGCUUGCCGGCUUGAGGGGCAGUGGGAACAGGCGGAGCAGCUCCAGGUGCAAGUCAUGGAGGCUUACAAGACGAAGCUCGGCGCCGACCAUCCUCAUACGCUGACGAGUAUAGGCAAUCUGGCAUCGACAUUCUCAAGUCAAGGUCGGUUGGAAGAAGCAGAGCAGCUCGAGGUGCAGGUCAUGGAGACUUGCAAGGCGAAGCUCGGGGUUGACCACCCUAGCACAUUGACGAGUAUAGCCAAUCUGGCGUGCACGUAUAAGAGCCAAGGCCGAUGGAAAGAAUCAGAGCAGCUUGAGAUACAGACCAUGGAGAUUCGCAAGACGAAACUCGGGGUUGACCAUCGUAACACAUUGAUAAGUAUGGGCAAUCUGGCGUCGAUGCUUCGGAAUCAAGGUCGGUUGGAAGAAGCAGAACAGCUCCAGGUGCAGGUUAUGAAGGCUCGCAAAACGAAGCUUGGGUUUGAUCAUCCUGACACAUUGACAAGUAUGUCCAAUCUGGCGUUGGUAUUCUCAAGUCAAGGUCGGUGGGAGGAAGCAGAGCAGCUCGAGGUGCAGGUUAUGAAGACUCGCAAGACGAAGCUUGGGGUCGACCAUCCUGACACAUUGACGAGUAAAGGCAAUCUGGCGUUGACGUUCUGGAAUCAAGGUCGGUUGGAAGAAGCAGAACAGCUCCAGGUGCAGGUUAUGAAGGCUCGCAAAACGAAGUCCGGGGUCGACCAUCCUCACACAUUGAUAAGUAUGGGCAAUCUGGCGUUGGUAUUCUCAAGUCAAGGUCGGUUGGAAGAAGCAGAGCAGCUGAAGGUACAGGUCAUGGAGACUUGCAAGACGAAACUCGGGGUCGGCCAUCCUGACACAUUGAAGAGUAUAGCCAAUCUGGCGUCGACGCUCUGGAAUCAAGGUCGGUUGGAAGAAGCAGAGCACCUCGAGGUGCAGGUCAUGGAGACUUGCAAGACGAAACUCGGGGCCGACCACCCUUACACGUUGACGGUUAUGGCAAACCUUGCUCAUACCCUUAAGUCAUCAACUCAAGACAAAGCCGCUUUGAUAUUGAUGGCUGAAUGCGUCCGACUUCGCGAGCGAAGUCUAGGCCCGGGCCAUCCGGAUACUUUGUCUUCCGAGUCCACUUUAACCCAAUGGCGAGAGCAGAGUGACUCCCUAUCCUCCAAGGUCACUGAAGCGUCGACUGAACUCAAAGAGGAUAACCAAAUCCUAGCCAGUUCCACAACAAUCUCGCUGCGAGCUUCUAAACCCAGCGAAUGUCGUAGGCGCACAGUCUUUUCGUGUCAGGACCCCUGA
Molecule: messenger RNA, 2871 nt
Organism: Penicillium salamii
Lineage: Eukaryota; Fungi; Ascomycota; Eurotiomycetes; Eurotiales; Aspergillaceae
Source: the annotation of a GenBank genome assembly